UGAAAGCUCGACGCAUCUGAGCGAGUCACUGCUUACCUGACAACGAUACUUGACACACGACCAACACACGACAUUAUGGGUGCCUCACACAGCGAGCAUGCUCCAAAGCCUGAGAAAGCCGACCUAGUGAAGAAGAUCAAGGCGCGGCUGGCGUCAGUGGACCCCAGCAAGGCGAGGGCACUGGGCGGAGUGUUCCUCUUCAACAUCAUCAAGGGAACCAGCGUGUAUUCUUGGACCCUAGACCUCAACCAAGUGAAAGUCUACGAAGGCGAACCAGACGAGGACCCUGACUCCACGUUCACACUCACCGAGCACUACUUCAAGCAACUCGUCACCGGCAGAGAAGAUGCAAGAGUCAUCGUACAAGCUGGACGCUGCUCCGUUACCGGAGAUAUCAUGAGAGCAAUGCAACUUGAACCCUAUAUUAAGCUUGAAUAGAGUUUAUUUUAGAGUUUACAUAUUCAGACAUUUUGUGUAAGAUAAAGAGCUGCUCGCGGUUUUGUCAUCAUGGCUUGAAGAUCAAAUUAUGUAGAAACUCAGUCUUUCUCUAAGAGAAAGAGCAGCAGUUACUAAUACUUAUAUUAAAGUCUAGGUUAGCAUGGAACAACUAUUUGUUAAACACAAAUAGGUAUUGUUGUUUCUAAUGAGAUAAUGCUGAGAAUAGGGAGUUACCAAAAGGAAUUCAUAAAUGUUUGGAGUAAAUGGAGUUUCUUCAUCAUCGUUCACACGCAUCAUCAUCAUUUCAGCUCAGGGCCUUUAGCCAAACGCCGCUUUAGCGGUUGUCUACAGAGAGAGUAGAAAACUA
Molecule: messenger RNA, 805 nt
Organism: Spodoptera litura
Lineage: Eukaryota; Metazoa; Arthropoda; Insecta; Lepidoptera; Noctuidae
Cellular component (GO): cytosol
Source: RefSeq, a predicted model, not a curated record